AUGGAGGAUGCCGACCCUUACAACCGCAACAAGUACUCGUCGACCUCGCGCACUCCCACGGCCGCCUACCUGUCGUCGCAACCCGCCAUGGACUCGACCGCGCACCGCCGCUACUCGCCCAUGAACACGACCUCUCCCACCUCGCCCUACAUGAGCAGCCCCAACCAGUACACUCCCCACCAGAUGCACCAAUCGCCAACGCGCCAGAUGUUCUCGUCGCCGCCCUCCCAAUCUCAAGCGCGUUCUCACCAGCUUCCGCCCAUCCAGUCAAACGCCGACUUCUAUUCCUCGCCCUUCAACCAGAGCGGUCCCCACUCUCCGCGUCUGCCUCCUCCUGCCGCAAGCCAAUCCGACCCGUCCAAUCGUGGUCCCGUUCCCGUCUUCACCAAGUGCGACAAUGUUGGUGACUUGCAACCUCGUGUCAACCAACAACCGUCCUUCCGGAGAGCUGCUCCAGAGGGUGGCUUCAUUUCACCUCUCCAAGCUUUGACUACACAACUGCCUGCGACGUACCGAAUCUGCAAUCCCAAUUUCCAGUAUGAGAGCUCGCGCAACCCGCGGAGAGUCCUGACCAAGCCAUCCAAGGGCACAAAGAACGACGGCUAUGACAACGAGGAUAGCGACUACAUUCUGUACGUCAACGACAUUCUCGGCAGCGACGACACCAACAACAAAAAUCGCUACCUCAUCCUCGACGUUUUGGGCCAGGGCACUUUUGGCCAGGUCGUCAAAUGUCAGAACCUCAAGACGCAGGAGAUUGUCGCUGUCAAGGUGGUGAAGAACCGCACUGCCUAUUUCAACCAGAGUAUGAUGGAGGUUUCUGUUCUGGACCUGCUCAACGGGCGUAUGGACAAGAACGACGACCACCACAUCCUCCGACUCAAAGAUACCUUUAUCCACAAGCAGCAUCUAUGUCUAGUAUUUGAGCUCUUGUCAGUCAACCUGUACGAGCUCAUCAAACAAAAUCAGUUCAGAGGAUUAAGCACGACUCUUGUGAGAGUCUUUGCCCAGCAGCUAUUGAGCGGCUUGUGUCUGCUCAGCAAAGCACGUUUGAUCCAUUGCGAUCUGAAACCAGAGAACAUCCUCCUCAAAAACCUCGAGAGUCCCAUCAUCAAAAUAAUCGAUUUCGGUUCGGCUUGCGACGAACGUCAGACAGUGUAUACCUAUAUUCAGUCGCGCUUCUACCGAUCGCCAGAAGUACUGCUCGGUUUGCCCUACUCGGCCGCUAUCGACAUGUGGUCUCUAGGCUGUAUUGUCGUUGAAUUGUUCCUUGGACUGCCUCUCUUCCCAGGAUCGUCAGAGUACAACCAAGUGUCUCGAAUUACAGAGAUGUUGGGUCUGCCACCCACAUGGAUGCUAGAAGUCGGAAAGCAGUCAGGCGAGUUCUUUGAGAAAGCACACGAUGAGUUUGGCCGAAAGACGUAUCGUCUCAAGCCGAUGGAUCAAUACUCGAGAGAGCACGGCACAAAGGAACAGCCUAGCAAGAAGUAUUUCUCUGCCACGACGCUCCCUGAGAUUAUUCGCAACUACCCCAUGCCACGUAAGGGCAUGAAGCAAGCAGAGAUCGAUCGCGAAAUGAACAACAGAGUCGCCUUCAUUGACUUUGUGCAUGGGCUUCUGAACAUCAAUCCGCUGGAGAGAUGGACGCCACAGCAAGCUCGCACACAUCCUUUCAUCACUCAACAAAAGUUCACCGGCCCCUUCCAGCCCGGCAUGCAUCUCAAACAGGUGUCAUCUCGCUCGCCUGCCCCUGGUGUCCAACAGCAGCAGCAAGCCGAGGCCUUGUCCAAGCAACGUGCUCAAGCCGCCCAACAGCAGCAGCACCAACAACAGCAGGCUCAAUCUGCUGCUAAUGCUGCUUACGCUGGCAUACACAUGCAGCCUCCUGGCUACCCGGCAUCUCCUCAUGCUCAGCAAUCGCCCAUGUAUUCCAACAUGUACACACCCACACAACAGCAACAAGCUCCGCCACCCUACCCCUCAGCCGCUGUCCCCAAUGUAUACAACCAACCGCCCAUGCUGCAGCAACCACCGCCGACUGCUGCUAUGCACGGCCAUCAGCAACAGCCUCACGCUUACAAUCAACCCCAAUCAUCGCUCUACGCACAAGCUACCACGCGGGCCGGCCGUCAACGUGCUUCCACCAUGGACAUGGCAAAUGGUAUUCCUUCAACUCUACAACGAGUAGCCACACAUCUGGACCCUAACGCACCUAUCCGUCUCCAACCAAGUCCUGCUUACUACCCUCCUCCGAACGAGCAAACAGGCGACGUCGGCAACGUCGGCGGUAGAAGACGUAUGAGCAGAGGACCAAGAGACGCCCGAAGUCAAACAAACUUUGUGCGUCAGCUCGAGGAUCGUACGCUGGAAGAAGGAUGGACAGGCGGAAACAACGGAGGCGGCGGCGGUGGCUGGGCUUGA
Molecule: messenger RNA, 2421 nt
Organism: Aureobasidium subglaciale EXF-2481
Lineage: Eukaryota; Fungi; Ascomycota; Dothideomycetes; Dothideales; Saccotheciaceae
Exons: 4
Coding region: 1-2421 (806 amino acids)
Biological process (GO): peptidyl-serine phosphorylation; peptidyl-threonine phosphorylation
Cellular component (GO): cytoplasm; nucleus
Molecular function (GO): protein serine/threonine kinase activity; ATP binding; protein tyrosine kinase activity
Source: RefSeq, a predicted model, not a curated record